This is a messenger RNA of Sphaeramia orbicularis (orbiculate cardinalfish), 2755 nucleotides long. RefSeq names its product ring finger protein 223 (gene rnf223). The record is from RefSeq and is a predicted model, not a curated record. Gene Ontology annotation, biological process: protein ubiquitination. Lineage: Eukaryota; Metazoa; Chordata; Actinopteri; Kurtiformes; Apogonidae. The transcript has 2 exons. The coding region runs from base 216 to 911 and encodes 231 amino acids. Gene Ontology annotation, molecular function: ubiquitin protein ligase activity.
AGCGUUACAGAGGAGGACAUCAGCCACUGAAGAGGCACGACCCAAACUGAAAAAGCAGGACUGCAGACGACAGUUCAUGAAAAUGAGUUUUUGAGUGCAGACAGAGUAAACGGAUCUUGGCCCAGAGGAUCAUCUUAUUCACUCCAGAGAAGUCUGGGACAAAAUAGAAGGAAGACUUCAGCAGAGACUGUGAAAGGAGAAGGGUGUCCAAGAAGAUGGAACAGACUCCCCAGAUCUGGCACACACAGGUCACCCCACAGGAAGUGUCUGGAGAUCUCCAAAAGAAAGUGUCAGUUGUGAACCAGCCCGAGUGCUCCAUCUGUUACAACACCUACGACAAUGUCUUCAAAACGCCAAAACUUCUGGAGUGCACCCACACUUUCUGCCUCGAGUGCCUCUCUCGUCUCAUGGCAGUGUCGAUGGCAGAUCAGGAUGAAGGCGCCAGUAGCGCCCACCUCUCCUGCCCCUUCUGCCGCCAUCCCACCACCCUCCCCGAAGCAGGACCCCCGGCCCUGGCCACCAGCCGUGACGUCCUGUGCAAACUGCCCAGUCACCAGCAGCAGGAGGAGCCCGUGUGGCUGGAGGGCCAGAAGCUGUGCUACAAAACCUCCAGGCGUGAGUCCAGCUCAGGGGCCCCCGACAGUCCCACUGCCUUCUGCAUUUGUAUCGACAUCGGGGGCAACAAGGCAGCAGAUCCGCAGGUCCAAUCGCAGACCCACACCCUGGGCGUCCUGGACCGGCUGGCAGACUGGAAGAGGAUGGUGCUCUUCAUUGUACUCAUGGUACUGCUUAUAGUUGUUGUGUUAUGGCCGCUGCAGUGUAUAUUCAGCACAGGAAACAUGCGCUGUACACGAGACUCGGUCAGCACCACUGAGGCCACCACAACCGUUACUUUCAGGCCCUUUCACUAAGCCAGCUGGACUGGACUACACUGUACCUGUACUGUACAUAAUGUUGUAUAUAACUUAAUAGCCAACUCGGCUUUGGACAUUUUUCCACUGUAUAUGCACAUUUUUAAUGCAACAUCUGUGAUUUUUUUUCCAUGAAGAAGAAGAUUUACAAAGGUUCAAUAUGUAAGACUGGUGCUUGGUUUUUUGCUGUCAUGAGUGUGUGUUGGAGUCACUUUUGAACAGAAAUACCUGUAGAAGUCACGUCACCCAUUUGUCUUUAAACUGACAUUUUGAAGCCAGGAGUUUAUGUUUUAGUGGCCACAAUCUUAAAGCCAGAAGUGACUACUUUUAGACAAAAAGGUGGAGCAUGAGAAGUGCAAGGAAGGAUGGUUGAGCUAGUGCUAAAGGUGACUUUACUGACUAAAAAAGGCAACCUUCUAAUAGUUGUAAUGUAAAAAUAGGUUUCCAUCUAGGGCAUGGAUUGGCAACCUUUGCUAUCAAAGAGCCAUUUUUGGAUAGAAAAGAAAUGUGUGGGAAAAAAAUGUCCUUAAUAGGUUUUACCUCAAAGUGGUGACCUUGUGAGCAGCUGUCAUUUGUCAUUACUAUGUCGUGCAACAAAAAUUGACUGGUAUGUGAAGACUUCCUUUGAAAUGGAGUAAACAGAUAAAUGCUCUGUGUCAUAAAUUAAAAAUUAGUCUGUUUUUUUUGCUACAACAUCUAUUCUUGGAAAGUCUACAUUUUUACAACAGCAUAACAUUAGAAAGACUUUAUGGUUGCAGUAAUAAUUCCAAAAUUCUUUAAAAAAUUAAGUGUUAUUCAUUCCAUAUGUUUUGGACAAAGCUACAGGUUGCCUACUUCUGUUCUAGAGGAUCCAAAGAAGGCAGAAGAUCAUUUUUAGACCCAGCAUCUAGUGGUCAUCAGUGGUAUUCCAUUUUAAGAUACUUGCGUAAUGGCCUCACUUUCAGGCAGCGGUUGUUGCCCUCUGGUUUUUCAGCGCAAAACCUCUAACUCUCACAACAAAGUUCUUCUUCAUUGUGCCUCUUCUGCUCCUCUACAGAUCCAACACUACAACACUAGCCACAGUUAGCUUAGAAUGGAGUUAGGAACAACAAUUGACCCACUUUCAGCUUAAAAUAGAUGCUAAAACAUCCAUGAAUCUUCCAUAUUGAACCUUUGAAGACACGACGCUAGGAUACCUUGGCGCCAUCCGGUGGUAGUAUUACAAAGACAGUGUGGAAUGUGAAAAUCUUGGACUGAAAUGAAACCAGACUUUUCCCACAGACAUUUCUCCUGAAACAAAUGCAUUGUAGUUGUACAUAGUACAUACACAGGGGCUUGAACUUGAAUCAGCAAGAGUUUAUCUUCCUCAACAGUUGUACAUGAAUGAACUUUGUUUAUGGCAUUUUGAAGAGUGAUGCAAGCCCCAACACUGACAGAACUGGAAGAUAUGAAGCACUGUGUUUUUUGUUUAGGAUGCCAAAUUUCAUGCACUUUAAUCAUGGCCUGUAGGUUGAAAUUAGAUAUUUCCUUUUUCACCAGUCUGAUGUGACAUUGAGAGACUUGGCAGAUGCCAGAGAACACAAAGGGCUAUUUUUGUUAUGAGUGUCUGCUCACAGAUCAGAGAUGACGUAGAAGUAGUGGCUGACAUUUAGUAAUGAAAUGUGAACUUUGCUUUGUAGGUACAGUCAGCUGAAGAACAACAAAUACAGAAAUGCUUAGUGACAAAAAAAAAAAAAAAAAGAUGUCACAAAACAAAAUGAAUGUAAAUCCACAUGUGCCAAGUGAAAUCUUUAAAUUGUACAUUUGAUUUGUGUGUUUUGAGGUGUCCUUGUUUACAGAACUGUAAUAAAACAGUGAGGCAUUCA